This is a messenger RNA of Gryllus bimaculatus (two-spotted cricket), 534 nucleotides long. NCBI's taxonomy places the organism in Eukaryota, Metazoa, Arthropoda, Insecta, Orthoptera, Gryllidae. The record is from the annotation of a GenBank genome assembly.
AUGUUCACUCGCAACGAAACUCCACGUGCAAAUGCGACCCACGCUUUUGCUAGCAGCAUUCUGAACCGCGCUCUUGCGCACAAACCGAAACUCUCCUUUAGACGUAAGGGAGAAAAUAUAUGGGAUCACAUGGUUCACGAACACCCAGAAUACAUAAGAGACAAUGCCACCGGAGACAUUGCCGAUGACUCGUAUCACAAGUACGAGGAGGAUGUCAGACUGCUCGCAGAAUUGGGAUCCGAUUUCUAUCGCUUCUCCAUAUCUUGGGCUCGCAUACUUCCCAAAGGAGAUUUGAGCCAAAUUAAUCAAUUGGGUAUCAACUACUACGAUAACCUCAUCAACGAGCUCUUAGACAAGGGCAUCGAGCCGCUGGUCACCAUGUACCACUGGGACCUCCCACAGGCGCUGCAGGAACUGGGUGGCUGGCCUAACCCCAUCCUCGUCGACUACUUUGAAGACUACGCCAGGUUGCUCAUCGAAACCUAUGGCGACAGGGUAAGAUCUUCUAAUGCUGUAACAAAUGCGGUGCUGUAA